Messenger RNA from Apis cerana (Asiatic honeybee), 8063 nucleotides. RefSeq lists its product as uncharacterized. The record is from RefSeq and is a predicted model, not a curated record. Gene Ontology annotation, molecular function: transcription coactivator activity. Gene Ontology annotation, cellular component: nucleus. Gene Ontology annotation, biological process: positive regulation of transcription by RNA polymerase II. NCBI's taxonomy places the organism in Eukaryota, Metazoa, Arthropoda, Insecta, Hymenoptera, Apidae.
AGCCAGCGCUCUCUUUACGAGAGAGAAAAAAGGAGAAGCCGAGCGUCGUCUUUUUUCGAGGCGAGGAAGGAAGGAGAGGAGAAAAAAGCGAAGGAAAGGAAAUAAGACGAGGGGCGUCACGGAUAGAUCCGAUCCUGAGUCGCGAUUCCGAGGAGCGGGGGCGGCGGCGACGAAGUGGAAGGCAACGAGGAGGUACCGACAGUAGCUCCCAGACAGUGACUCCGCGCGUAACGACAUGUAACCGGUUGAUAAGUUUGUUCACGGUGUUAUGUCAUCGAUGACAAUUGUUGGACGAGCGCGAUCCCAUCGUGGUGCAUCGUGGUCAGGGAUAGGAUGCCGAGCAGCGGAGGGGAAGGGUAAACAAACGAGUAAACAAGCGAGCGAAUAAAUAAAUAAUAUUCCCUCCCUUCCUGCGAGGAGGAAAGGAGACAGGCGAAAAGUGGAAGAGCGACAGAGAGAGAGGCGCGCUGGUUGGAAACGGACCUUGAACGGUGGAAAGGAUUAAAGAAUUUCGAGAUUUAGGGUGCGACAAGGCCGGCGCAACCACCGUGUAACCAGCGAGAGAGAGGAGAGCCUCGCUUUGGGAGAGGGAGAGAGAAGCGAAGGUUGGAGAGAAGCUCGAUGGGUCGAACGUACUCAGUGCUGCCAGCCGUAAGCUCGACGGAGUCGACGCCGCAAGCUCGAUGCAAAUCGACGUCGUGCACGGAUAGAAUGCUCGGAUGAAGAUCGCCGCUGAUCCCCGGACUCGAUCGAGCCCGAUUCCCGCGAUUCCUCUCGUGCUCUCGCGCCGCGACAACCGUAUUUAUAAAUCGACCCGUUCGCGGAAUAAGAAGGAACGGGCUGUUCGGAAACAGGGCCGCCCGUGUCAUGUCCGGUGCAUCUCGAAAGUGGUGGGUCAACAAUGUCAAUGCCCUUGAGAUCGAUCGUACCCGCUUGCCCAACCGAACCGACUCGUUGUUUGUUAAUGGACGGUGAGAAAUUGACUUCGGGGUGAGUCGAAGGCCGGGCGGGCGGCGGGAGGGGAGGCGGGAGAGCGCGGGGUGAAUGGCUGCCCGUGAUACGAACUAAUUACUUAGUCGAUGGAGCACGGAGAUUCACGGGGAUGCGACCGUUCCUCCUUCGACAACAACGAUAAUAACGAAUUAUUCGAAACUAUUCGAGCGUAAUAUACACAUAUACACACGUACACGCGUUUCUAGAUGUAAUUUCUCUGUAAAAGUGGAAAGUGAGGUUUGUUGUGUUUAAAACGAGAGACGAGGAAGGGAGGAAAGGCGGGCGAGGAGGAGGGAGAAGUGGACGGGUGGCAGAGUAACAACCGGUCGUUGGAUGGAGUGAUGAGCGGGGCCCCUGCACGGGGCACAGCGCCCCGUCGUCAAAGACGUCAUCACCACCACCACCACCACCACCAAAAGCAUCAGAGGCAGUUGCGCGGGGAGGAGGAGGAGGAGGAGGAGAAGCGGCCGAAGGUGAACCCGAUAUUCCUGUGGGCCUCGCAGAGGGAGCAGAGGAUCGUCGAGGUGAGGUGCGAGGACUACGACAAGAGGAACCGCAUCAAGUUGACGAAGACGGCGCAGGGAUGGCGUUCGAUACCGAGGACCGCGUCCAACAUGUACUCGGCCGGGCUGGGGGCCGCGGCCGCCUCCGCCGCCGUCCAGAAGCCGGCCCAGGGCAGCGCGAGCUCUGCCAACUCUUCCAACUGCUCGUCGCCGCGGAAGCUCGCGGCGCACGUGGCGAAGGGGGCGAAGGUUCGGGGACGGGGUGCAGCCGCGAAGGAGCCCAACGGCCUGCUGGUCGCGCGGGGAAGGAAGAGGGCUCGCGAGGAGGUGGCCGGUAAGGGAAAGUGUCGGCGGACUUGCGGCUUCCCUCUCGAGGAGAUGAGGAACAACGCGAACUGGGACGAGGAACGGCGGAGGGCGCGAAGCUCGGACGAGGAGGAGGAGGAGGAGAGGAAGGAGGAGGAGGAGGAGAGGAAGGAGGAAGGGAAUAAUGGAAUAUCGGAGAAGGAGGAGGCGUGGAGGGGUGGCGGUAGGAAGGAGAGGAGGAGCAGCGGCAGCAAGCUGGAAAGGCUGCAGAGAGACAAGUUGUUCCAGCCGCGAGUGGUGUUGGAGCAGCUACACUUUUCUCGGUUGCCCGAGGGCGUCCAUCGGAGUGUCCUUCAGAGGCGGAGAGGGAAGGGCGAGAUGAGCGACGAGGAGGAGGACGAGGAGGAGGAGGAGGAGGAGGAGGAGGACGGCGACGACGACGCUGUCGCCACCGAGGAGGAGAGGGAGAGGAAGAAGAGGAAGAGGAGGAAGAGGAGGAAGAGGGCCGCGGAUAACGAAAAAAGGAGGAGGAACAAGGCGGGCAUUCAGGACAUAUUGAACAUGAUCGAUGUCACGGCCUCCCCCGUCCUGGCCACCGACACGCCUAGCGCCGAUCUCCCCGUCGAUUCCACGAAAACUUGCCACCACGACCGGAAUCACCUCCGCGAGGGGGAGGCCAAACUGAAGGAUUCCUGCGUGGAACAACUGUCCCCCAACAACAAGGCCAAGGAACAAUCGUCGAGAACCACCUGCGACCUCAUCUCCAGCUACCAACAGGGUGACGCGUCCAAAACCAACAACGCUGCCGACGAUAAAAUCGAGAUACACGAGGAGAAGAUUCUCACCGGUUAUCGGGAGACCGAGAGCGAAGAGGACGACGACGACGACGAAGAAGAAGAGGAGGAGGAGGACGAAGAAGAGGAGGAGGAGCGAAACGUUGGAAGGAAGGGCGGCGAGAUCGUCAUAGUUUCCAUAAAGAAUAACAACAGCGCGGAGCAGUCCGCGUGCAAGAUCGCGGAAGCGGACGGCGGGGUUGGGAAAAAGCGGGGAGCGGACCCUGGCGAGCGCUGGCGAAGCGAGGAGGGCCAACUGGAAGAGGAGCGGCCCGACGACCCCGGCAGAAUAACGGACUACAACGACAGCUCGAAGAUCCUGAACGCGUUGAGGAACACGCCUGGCCUCUCCGUCUCCAUCACGAGGACCCACACGCCCGAAACGACCAAGUGCGGGCCGAGGCCCGCCUCGAAGGCGUCCUCCUCCAGCCGCUCGCCCGAUUCCCAAGCCGAGUGCGUGGAAAGGCUGCUGAAGGCCGGCAACAGCCUCGCCGAUUCCGCCACCGAGUCCUCCCACCAGGAUCGCAUCAACACCACCUCCGCCUCCGCCUCCGCCUCCACCUCCGCGCCCAAGAACCUUCCCGGCCUGUCCAUCGUCAUUCCCAGUUACCGGUACCGAAACUCGCAGCUGGCCGCCAACCGCUCGACGUCGCCGAGCGCCAAGUCGCGCGUCGAGUCGCCAGAGAGCACGGUGAAUUUCCCCAAGAGCGAGGGCUACGAGUCCAAGUUGGACGGAUUCCUUGAGGAGGAGGAGGAGGAGGAGGAGGAAGACGAAGAGGAGGAGGAGGAGAGGGAGAUGGAGGAGGAGGAGGAGGAGGAGGAGGACGAUUGCGACUCGCAAGUGUUGGAGGACCUGAGGCGGCAGAGUCGGGCGGACUCGUUGGAUUACUUGCACAGGCAGCAGGGGAUAGGGAACUCGGAGGAGCGGUCGAAGGCGGAGCUGGUGGGCGAGAAGAAGAGCAGCAGGAACAGCGAGGCGCAGGCGAAGUGCAAGUAUCAGGACGUGGAACACUUCGACGAGCAGGUGCUCGAGGAGCUGAGGAGCCGCGGCACGGUCGUGUCCCCCCAGCCGAGCGGGAUACCGUGCUCCCCUGCCUCGAGGAGGCCCUCGUCCGCCUACCUCGAGAGGCUGCUGCCGAGCCCUCCCUGCUCCGUGUCCUGUUCCGAGGACGCGAAGAACGAUUUGACGUUGAAGGGUAUACUGUCCUCCCCGAACCAGAUCGAGAUGAGGGAUCACGAGAAGCAGAAGGAGAUUUCGAACCGCUGCGACCAGGUGCCCAGCGACCACCUCCCGACCCGCCUCGAUCACCCGGCCGGCAGGAAGCCGGCCAAAAGUUGCUUCCAGGAGGCGAGAAGCUGCGCCAGGCCGAUGUCGAGCGGCGACAUUCACAGCAGCACGUAUCUCGAUCGAGGGCCCAAGAGGCCCGUGUCCGCCGAGUGGUCCGCGUGCGGCAGGCAGAAGGGCCAAUCCGCGUGUCAGAGGGGUGCGAAGGCGCGGGGGCACCAGGUUAUGGAGGAGGGUUGCGCCACGUCGACCAGCACCGACAAGCUUCUCGACCCCGCUAGUCAACUCAGAGAACUGAUCGAGACGUCAGGACACCUGAUACCCGACCCCCUCCUCGUCCCCAGGGACUAUUUGCCGGGCCUCGCGGCCGCCCCGGCCACCGAAAUCCCGAAACUGCUGGCCUCGAGGCCCGAGCUCAGGCUGCCCGAGGCGUUGACCAGGCCGGACCUCCUCCGGGACCCGGAUCUGUUGGUCAUAUCGUUGACUCAUCUCCAGCACGUGCUAGAUCACGGCGAGGGGCCGGUCUCCAGGUCGCGGCAAUCCUCCCAUCCGAGGAUCAACAACGGGGCCGGCAAAGGGGGAGCCGGCGGUCACGCGAGCAACGGGAGGAAGAACGCGUUCCAAACGAGGCCCAAGCUCAGCUGCAAGCCGAUCGGCACUCUCAUGCCAGCGCCGAUCGAUCUGUCCAGUAGCCGAAGGACCAACACUUAUCUGCCGUUGCUCAGGGUGAGGAGCGGUUUACUUAAACAGGAACCGGAAGUCAGCUCCACGGCAAGUUCGCCCGACGAGUCCCAACUUUGGCAUCCUUUGUUCGGCAGCCAGAAGAGGCAGCACCACCAGCAACACCAGCAACAACAGAAUCAACACAGCCAGCAGCAGCAGCAGCAACAGCAACAACAACAACAACAACACAAACACCAACAAAAUCAUCAUCAGCAACAGCAAAAUCAGCAUCAACAUCAACAACAGCACCAACAUCAGCACCAACACCAACACCAACACGCCUCCUGGCACAGGACCACCUUGGCGUCCUGACCACAGUGACCUUGACCCUGGCCGCAGGUCGAGUAGUCCUGAUAAAAGAGAGGAGAGAGCAUUCUUCCCGCCGCUGGCCGAAACGCGAUCGAUCGUCGCGACUACUUCUUUCGCGGUUCGUUAUUCGAGAGAAGAAGAAGAAGAAGAAGAAGGAAGAGGAGGAGGAAAAGAAGAAGGGAAGGAGAAACCAAUCAAAACCGCCGUCAAAUACCAAAAGAAUGCUCCACACGACCGGUGUUCCUACAAACUUUGAACAUUCUCUUCGACCUAUUCACCGCGAUACUCUUCGUCGAAAGACCUUCUCUUUGAUCAUCGUCGCUGCACAAAUUUCCCGUGUUCCGCGAUAGCGAGCCGCCAUUGCUGUGCUCAUCGUAAUUUCCUCUCCGUAGAGAACUCUCUCUCUCUCUCUCUCUCUUCCUCUCUGUCUAUCCCGUUUUCUCUCCGUUCCUCUAUCGCGAGUCCGUUUGUAGGAGACUCGGCUUUCGCGCCUACGAUCGUAUGUUUCUCGAUUCUUUCUCCCUUUUCUUUCGUUCGCCACAUACGAGAAAAAAAAGUAAACAAAACAAAAAGCAUUGGACGCUUCGCCUCGAUUCGACUUCGACCGACAUCAUAUCCCGGAUAUCGUAAGAAAAUAUUCUACGCUGCGUAGAAACUAAUAGAGAGACUCGUUUCUCUACGUUUCAACAGGAUUUUUCCAUUCGUCAUGAAUUUUUAUCGCUUCGUUGAAACGAUUUGUUCGGCGUAGAGAUACAUAUGUUAGUUUCCUUUUUUUCUAGAAUUUGCAUUUUGGAGUUGAUUUUUUUUUUUUUUUUUUUGUUAACGUUUAAUCUUUUCGAAAAUUCGUUCACAAAAUUUGAAGAGUUCCCUAUUCUAAUCUCUCGAUCAUCUCGGAUUGUUUAACCGUACUUCGCGAGAGUUAAAAAAAAGUUAUUAAACAGCGUGCAACGCGAGCGAACGCCGUGACGAAAAUUAUAUCGCAGAUCGUUGGAGAUAUCAUUCGAAUCGAAAGCUUAUUUUCUCUUUUCUUUUCUCUUUCUUUUCUUUGAAGGACAAAAUAUUAUCGCAUCGAAUUGUAAGAAAGAACCUCGAAGACUCACGUUCUUUGUCCUCGUGGAAACGGCGAGUGUAAUAAUAUGACUCAUUCGUUCCUUAUAGAAGAAAUAGAUCGAUCCAAGUUGUAGCGAGUAGCAAAGAGAAAGAAAAAAAAAAGGUAUUUAACCGCUAAACGAUAGGGUAUUAAGAUUGUAAUAGAGAUAGAAGCGCGCGGAGCAGAAUGUAAAUAAAAGUUCGCGUGUUUAUCGUGAUGUGUAAGAAGUAAGUGCAAUGUAUCAUAAGUGAAUGUAAUUUCAUAGAAUUUCUGAUGGAAACUGUACAAUACGUAUCUGUAGGCGAACAGCUUGCAUAAAGAUGCGCGUUGUCUUUGAGAGCACAGUGAGAUCGUUGUUUCCGUUUCGAACAAAUUUCGCAUACGUUCGCCAUCGCCCUUCCACUCGUGCGUUUUAAAUAUCAUACGAUUAUUAUAUGUCAAAAAAUUCCUUCGUUCUUCGCCUUCGUUUUUCACUUUAUUAUUCUUAUCGAUUCUCCAGUUAAUUCAAUUUAUCCACACCGUGUAUACGAAUAUUUCGUUCACGAUUUUCAACCGUUAAAUAAUAUGAUUAAUCAUUGCUUGGAGAGGAGACUCGUCGUUCAAAUCGGUUAUUAUUAUUAUUAUUAUUUAUGCAAACGAGAAUCGUUUAAAUCCUCUUUAUUAAUGAUAAUUUUUCGUUCGUUGGGAGAAAGAUGAUAGUUUCGGUGAUGCAAAUGGAUGGAUAAGACGAGCGAAUGAAAUAAUUUAUAACGAAUAAUAAUAUCGUUAUUUACGAUCAAAUCGGACGAUUCUCGUCUAGAACAACAACCUGAAAGAAGUUAAUUCGAAGUGAUCGUAAGCUUCCUCUAUAUUUUAUUUUCCUCGUUUCCCGUGAAUAAUCGAUAAUUUCAAUUUAUUGUUGUUAUUCGAGCAUUGUUAUGAUUGAUUAUUUCUCACUAUAAAUAACUAUUUUCUCGAGCAAGGUAGCCGAGUGAUAAUGCAUAUAAGCGGCGCAACGUGCAAUAGUUUUUAAUUCGAUCAUUUCACAUGAAUCGUCACGGCGAUCGUGAACCCUUCUCACGAUCCUCACAGCGGAGACAAUUAAUGCGAUACGAACGAUCGUUUAAUAUUCUGUAUCCAUGUCGAGUUUACAUGCGGCCAACUGAAACAUCUUUGGUCUUAAUCUCUGUGGAAAUUGAUGAGCGAGAAUUUAAUUUGGCACGAUAAGAGAAAUAAUAAUAAUAAUAAUCUCGGUCAAUGUCGAGAAGCUGGCUCAAGAAUUUGUUAUUAAAAAAAAAAAAGUUGGUCGAAUUUAUUUAUGGUCGAUCCGCGAGACGAAGAUUUAUUAAUUUAUUAAAAUUGAACGAUUCGAACUUGAAUGAGAGGCGGAAAUUCCGAAGUAUCUUAAGCGCUUAAAAAAAUCAAUAAAGCCAAUGCUUUCGUAUCGCUGCUCACGAACAACUUAAUAUAGCUAUGACUAAUUAGGUCAAAUCAAUUUUUUUAUAAUCUGCAUCCGUUAAGGUUUAAAUUGUCCCAUGAACUAGUUUGUCACAAUAUAUUUCCUCGUGAUAAUAUUAUAAUUUAUUAUGAAUAUCGAAUCGUCAAGGUAGAAGAAUGUGAAAAAACGUGAAAGAAAAUUAUACCGAAUAUUGACGUUUUUUGUUAUCAAAUAUACAAAUCAAACGAGAGAAAUCUGUCGCCCCACCAUAAUAAAUAUUAUUUCUGUGCUCUAUUGAAUCUUCUCAAGUGCGAAGUAUUUUGUUCAUAAAAGGACUUCGAAUUAUCGAUUAUCUGAAAAUUGAUUUGCUUUACUUUCACGUGUAAACUCGACCAUGAUUAAAUCGGAUUACAGUCGUGAAUCAUUACCUUAUGCGAUCACGAUUAAGUAUCGAAAAAACGAAAAAAAAAAAAAAAAAAAAAGAAAAAGAAGAAAGAAGGAAAUGUGACUAUGCGCGUCUGAAAUGACGAAAACAGGUGCUAUUCGAUAGUUAAAAAUAAAGAGGAAAAAAAAAAAAAGGAAAAAAAAAAAAAAGAACGAUAAA